AUGGCAGAACCUGAGCAAGUUGGGACACCUCCCGUGUCUCCAGACAGCGUGCAUAGCAAUGAAGCCAAGAAUACCGACACGCCCAAUAACGGCACGCGUCGUUCAGGUAGAGCGACAAAGGCACCUACCAAGUAUGAUGAGGAGUAUGUCAUUCCUGCUUAUAAAACACCUAUCCAGCCUGCUAUUCCAUCAGCCCGCCCAAAGCGCAAAGCAGCUCUCAUUGCGAAAGAGAACAUCAUUCCCGAAGAUCCUCGUCCACUCCUAGAAGCAGCCCUAGAUCGAAUGUCCCAGAACGAGCGGAAGGAAUAUGGAGGUUGGGUAGAACUUGAAUCUGAGCCUGGAUUCUUCAAUGCCAUUCUACAAGAACUCGAAGCUAAGGACUUCAAAGUUCAAGAAGUGUACAGUCUGGAUCCAGAUAUACUAGAAUUCCUACCUAAACCCGUUCAUGGUCUCAUUUUCUUAUUCCAAUAUGAUGGAUCUGAUGAGCCAAGAAAUGAGGUGAACCGUCAGGAGUGUCCUGACUAUCUCUGGUUUACUAAUCAGACGACGGCAAAUGCUUGCGCUACCGUAGCGCUCAUGAACAUCAUAAUGAAUGCUCAAGACGUCACCCUCGGUAUGGAACUCCAGAAGUUUAGGGAGUCGACAAAAGAACUACCACCUCCCCAUCGAGGCAGCUCCCUCGACAAGAAUGACUUUAUCCGAAGUGUCCAUAAUUCCGUUGCAAGACGAAUUGAUCUCCUCUCCGAGGAUCUAUGUCUUGAUAACAAGUAUGAGGAGUCAGUAACGGUGAAAAAAAGAAGAACGCAAAAGAAGUCUACCCGUGCUGCACGCAAAGGGCUUGUCGAGACAAACUAUCACUACAUCGCCUAUGUUCCCGUAAACGGCCAGGUGUGGGAACUCGACGGCUUUGAAAUGAAGCCAUUGUGUCUUGGUCCUAUUUCGGAUUCAUGGAUCGACACCGCAAGCACGGCGAUUAAAGAGCGUAUGACGCGCAAUUCAGAGAUCCCAGAUUUCAGCCUCUUAGCCAUCUGCCAAUCUCCUCUCCAGACUCUAGCCAAGGAGUUUGCUACCAGCCUAGCCUGCUCCCAUGCUUUACACGAGCUCUACAGCGGAAAUACCAACUGGACCGUCCAGGACCCCUUCAAAGCUUUCCCCGCCUCUCAUCUCGCCCAGCGAAACCUGACACGUGAAUAUAUCACAUCUCAAGAGCUUCCGGAUUUGUACAAGAUCAGGACAAGCCACCCGGAUUUCAACUCAGAUGAGGCGUCAAAGCUAGGGAAAGAACUAAGAACGGAGCAGGAUUCGCUCGACGCCCAGUACGUUGCUGAGUUGGCGACGGUUGAUGAGGCGGUGGAUAUAAUACGUGGACGGCAGCGGGAUUACACUCCUGCGAUACACCAUUGGGUGCGGGCUCUUGCUGAGAAGGGUGUGCUAAGGGGGCUGAUCCAGGAUAUGGGGUCAUGA
Messenger RNA from Daldinia childiae, 1464 nucleotides. Its product is annotated as Ubiquitin carboxyl-terminal hydrolase isozyme L5. Bases 1 to 1464 code for a protein of 487 amino acids. The transcript has 6 exons. Gene Ontology annotation, biological process: ubiquitin-dependent protein catabolic process; protein deubiquitination. NCBI's taxonomy places the organism in Eukaryota, Fungi, Ascomycota, Sordariomycetes, Xylariales, Hypoxylaceae. Gene Ontology annotation, cellular component: cytoplasm. The record is from RefSeq and is a predicted model, not a curated record. Gene Ontology annotation, molecular function: cysteine-type deubiquitinase activity.